This is a messenger RNA of Lycium barbarum (goji berry), 2301 nucleotides long. RefSeq names its product glucose-6-phosphate 1-dehydrogenase, chloroplastic. Gene Ontology annotation, molecular function: NADP binding; glucose-6-phosphate dehydrogenase activity. Gene Ontology annotation, cellular component: chloroplast stroma. The record is from RefSeq and is a predicted model, not a curated record. The coding region runs from base 275 to 2023 and encodes 582 amino acids. Lineage: Eukaryota; Viridiplantae; Streptophyta; Magnoliopsida; Solanales; Solanaceae. The transcript has 10 exons. Gene Ontology annotation, biological process: glucose metabolic process; pentose-phosphate shunt, oxidative branch.
UAAUCAAUGACACCAUACUAGCAUUCCCUCUCCACUUGACCAAAAAAAUUAAACUAAAUUUGGUUUUGCAAAACCAAACACCCUUUCGGAGAUCUCAAGAGACUAACCCCCUUCGACAAAUCCGAAAUCUUCUUACACCAUAACCCCCUUUUUUAUAUCUAUCUUUUUUUUUUUCUUCCUACCAAACCCCCAUUCCUCAAUUUUAUAUCUAGAUACAUAUACAAAUAUUUGUAGACACAGAUUUUUCAAGAAAGUAGUGAAAGAAAUCAAGAAAAUGGUGACCCUUUAUUCUUCUCUUUCCGCACAGUGUUACUCCAAUUGUAAUAACAAGUUAGGAAUUUCUUCGAUAAAUUCAAGAAAGUUUGGUUCACAGAAGAUUGCUUUGCAAAUUAAGCAGACACCCUUUUGUAAUGCUGUUCGCAUGCAAGAUGGUGCUGUAGCGACUCCGCCUAGCAAAAUCGAAAGUGAAAUUCCUUUGAAGAAAUUAAAAGAUGGAAUUUUGUCAGUCACACCUCCAAAGGAGCAGAAAGAUACAUUUGAUUUUGAUGUCAACAAAGAUAAAUCAACUGUCAGUAUUACUGUUGUUGGUGCUUCAGGAGAUCUUGCCAAGAAAAAGAUAUUUCCUGCACUUUUUGCACUUUAUUAUGAGGGUUGCCUACCCGAGCAUUUCACUAUUUGUGGCUAUGCCCGGAGUAAGAUGACUGAUGCCGAACUCAGGAACAUGGUCAGCAAAACCCUUACUUGCAGGAUAGAUAAGAGUGAGAAUUGUGGUGAAAAGAUGGAACAGUUUCUAGAAAGGUGUUUCUACCAUAGUGGCCAAUAUGAUUCCCAGGAAAACUUUGCAGAGCUUGAUAAAAAGCUGAAGGAACAUGAGGCUGGAAGGUUUUCUAAUCGGCUAUUCUACUUAUCCAUUCCUCCAAAUAUUUUUAUAAAUGCUGUACGAUGUGCAAGCCUCUCUGCUUCAUCUGCUCAAGGAUGGACAAGAGUCAUCGUAGAGAAGCCGUUUGGUCGUGAUUGUGAAUCCUCUGCUGCAUUGACACGAGCGCUAAAGCAGUACCUGAAUGAAGAUCAAAUUUUCAGGAUUGAUCACUAUUUAGGGAAGGAGCUUGUCGAAAACCUUUCUGUCCUUCGUUUCUCCAACCUGAUAUUUGAACCCUUAUGGUCAAGGCAGUAUAUAAGGAACGUGCAGUUUAUUUUCUCUGAAGAUUUUGGCACUGAAGGACGGGGAGGUUAUUUUGAUCAUUAUGGGAUAAUUAGAGACAUUAUGCAAAACCAUCUGCUUCAAAUUCUGGCUCUCUUUGCCAUGGAAACACCUGUCAGUUUGGAUGCAGAAGAUAUCAGAAAUGAAAAGGUAAAAGUUCUGCGUUCUAUGAGACCUUUACAACUACACGAUGUUGUCGUUGGGCAGUACAAAAGUCAUUCAAAAGGAGGAACAACCUAUCCCGGUUAUACCGACGACAAGACCGUACCAAAGGACAGUCUAACCCCAACUUUUGCUGCAGCUGCUCUUUUCAUAGAUAAUGCAAGAUGGGAUGGGGUGCCUUUCCUGAUGAAAGCCGGGAAAGCUUUACAUACCAGGAGUGCGGAAAUAAGAGUACAAUUCAGGCAUGUGCCAGGAAAUUUAUACAAUAAGAACUUUGGCUCGGAUCUUGACCAGGCGACGAACGAGCUUGUUAUCCGUGUUCAGCCAGAUGAAGCUAUACACCUAAAGAUCAAUAACAAAGUUCCUGGUCUAGGAAUGAGACUGGAUGCCAGUAACCUUAAUCUUCUUUACUCCACAAGAUACUCGAAGGAGAUCCCUGAUGCAUAUGAGCGGUUACUUCUUGAUGCCAUAGAAGGUGAGCGUAGGCUAUUCAUCCGCAGUGAUGAGCUGGAUGCUGCUUGGUCUCUUUUCACACCAGUGUUGAAAGAACUUGAGCAUAAGAAAAUAGUUCCCGAAAGCUACCCUUAUGGAAGUCGAGGACCUAUUGGAGCACAUUACCUUGCAGCACGAUAUAAAGUAAGAUGGGGUGAUCUUGCUUAGACAAACUAAUUUCUAGACUUUGCUAUUGCUUUAAGGAAACCCUUACAACUUCUUUUGCUUACUGUCAAGGCAGAUGAGAAUUAGAAAACACAAGUUAGUGAAACAGAAGACGAGGGGAAUCUCUUUUUUUUUUUUUUAAUUAAAUUUAUUCGAACUAGUCUUUUUUAUCGCACCAAUGCCAUAUCCCUUGGUAACAAGUUUUUCAUGUAGCAGUUAGUUUGCCUUUUGAGAAUCUAAUAAUGAGAAAAAUCAUCGUCUUCUUAUCAAGGUUUUCAGUA